UGGAGUUCUGCGCCCCCUUCCCUCUGAGCCGCCAGGCGCAGCUGGUGGGAGGGGCGUGGCGGCCAGGCUCCCUAGGCAAGGAGGAAGCCGGAGGCAGGGGCCGAGGAGGGUGAGAUACCCUGGGGUCGCGCGGGCUCUAUCAGCGCCAAGCAGGACUGUCCCAGGGCGGGGCAGCAUCUCCCUGAGCCUCUUAUCAGCCCCAGAGUCCACAGGACGCUCCUGAGUUAACGUGUAACCACACGCCAUCCCCACCACCCUCAAAGCCAGCAGUGCCCACAUGCAGGCCACUGUGGGGGCUGCAGGCCGACAUGGACGCCCGGAAGGAGGGGCUGCCCCGGAAACCUCGCUUCUCAGCUCAACACCCACAGCCGCGCAUGGGCCUGGGGCUGCUCCCGUUCUUCCUCGCCUGUGCCGUCUACCUCCUCGUCCAGAACUCCACGGACCAGCCGUCCUGGGUCAGCGCCCUGCUCAAGAUCCUGCCCAUCCUCUACCUGGUGGGGUUCCUGGGGACCGCGUUCCCCUGCGGGGGCUACCGCUCGCUCCUGCAAGGGGCCCUGCUUUGCUCGGCCGUGGGGGACGCCUGCCUCGUCUGGCCUGAAGCCUUACUGUACGGCAUGGCUGCCUUCGGCCUGGCCCACGUGCUCUACCUCCGGGCCUUCGGCCUCAUGCCCCUGAAGCCUGGCCUCCUGCUGCCCCUCCUCCUGGUUUCCAGCCUCUACUUUGGGUUCCUGCAUCCUCACGUCCCGCCCCACAUGGUCUGGCCCCUGCUGGCUUACUCCACAGUCCUGGUCGCCAUGCUGUGGCGGGGCCUGGCCCGGGGCGGGAGUGCCCACUGGGGCGCCCUGCUGUUCGUGCUUUCGGACUCCGUGCUGGCCUGGAACACCUUCACCCACCGUGUGCCCCACGGCCACCUGCUGGUCAUGACCACCUACUACUCCGCCCAGAUGCUCAUCACCCUGUCGGCCUUCCAGAACCCCAGGCUCAAGUCCCACUGACUUGGGGCUGAGGUGGGCAGGCGUCCGCCCUCUCUCCUCCUGCAAGGACCCGGCCCUGCGCCACCCCCCCUCCCCCCAGACCAGUGAAGCCAGAGAAACAGCCUUGGGGGCGAGAGCGAGGCCCCCAGACUCCAGUGUGCCGGUUCAUCUGGAGACUAAACCGUUCCUGGAGUUCCGAGUCCACCGCCUUCUGAUUUCCAGGCCCUCAGCCAGACCCACGCUGGGUACCCCCAGCCCCUGGCCUACUUCUGUGACUCCAAAUGGUCUCCGCCU
Molecule: messenger RNA, 1268 nt
Organism: Budorcas taxicolor (takin)
Lineage: Eukaryota; Metazoa; Chordata; Mammalia; Artiodactyla; Bovidae
Gene: TMEM86B
Product: transmembrane protein 86B
Exons: 3
Coding region: 309-995 (228 amino acids)
Cellular component (GO): membrane
Source: RefSeq, a predicted model, not a curated record